Molecule: messenger RNA, 3680 nt
Organism: Nerophis ophidion (straightnose pipefish)
Lineage: Eukaryota; Metazoa; Chordata; Actinopteri; Syngnathiformes; Syngnathidae
Gene: taf4
Product: TAF4A RNA polymerase II, TATA box binding protein (TBP)-associated factor
Exons: 15
Coding region: 485-2776 (763 amino acids)
Biological process (GO): transcription initiation at RNA polymerase II promoter; DNA-templated transcription
Cellular component (GO): transcription factor TFIID complex
Molecular function (GO): RNA polymerase II general transcription initiation factor activity; DNA binding; protein heterodimerization activity
Source: RefSeq, a predicted model, not a curated record
ACUGGCAGUCACUUCUCGCUAGCUUGCGGGAGAGUAAAGAUGGCGGCCGCGCCUGGUCUCCCGGAUGAUCUUAUAUUACACACAGAGGUGAAUAAAGCCGUAGUUUGUCACGUCGUACGCUCUGUAGACUCACCAUUGUUGUUCUCGCCUCACAAUAACCACUGGGAAGACACUUUGUUAGUGCUGUAGCGGUUAAAGUUUUUUGUUUGUCAAGAAGGUGGCUAUAUAGGCAGGUACUGUACGUUGUAACGCCCGAAUACUGUGUCGCUCGCCUGGGACAGGAAGGGACGAGCUGACGGGGGCUGAUGAGUAGCAUGGGCCCCGUCAAGUUCACUAAAUGGGGUCUCGACGUAACGACGCCCGCGUGGUUAGUCGACGGACUUUACCACGGGACACGACGCUGACAUAAACACUUAUUAUCAGGGUUGGCGUGACUUAUCUCCCCUUGCUCGUCCAGCGGAAGAGGGUUUUUCGGUCGUCGAACAUGAACUGUCACAGUUCAGGAAGCGCUUUCCCUCCCGCCGGGACGUCAGUGACAAGCAGCUGUCCCGCGACAUCGGCCACAACUGUCAGUAGCGCCGGACUAAUGUUGUCCAGGGAGCCGAGCACCGCCAUCAUGGCCCCAACUGUCAUCCAGACUCCUCUCCCCCACUCCCAAGGUGUCAUCGCCUCGACUGCGACCGUGACUCCGGCGUCGGGAGCCACGGUGACUCUGGUUCGGCCUCCCCCCAUGCACACGGCGCAGUCGGGUCCAACUUUAAACGGGAACAAUGGCGAGAAUCCUGCGGCAGUUGUCAAGACCGCACGGCCGUACAAGAUCAAGGUAGAGCCCCCCACCAGAGCGCUGGCUCCAUCGCAGCACGCUGCCACGCCUACUCCUGAUGCCCCUAGAUCUGCCGGUCCAGGUGGGAUCCAAACUUUGACGCAACAGACAUUGCCUCCCAGGCUCCCUGUGACAUCCACCGGUCAGCCCAGUAUACAAAACAUCCAACUCCCCCCUGGGAUGGUGCUUGUGCGCAGCGAGAGUGGACAGUUGUUGAUGAUUCCUCAGCAAGCCCUGGCCCAAAUGCAGGCACAGGCUCAAGGAGGCAUGGUGCCUCGGACUGCGACGCCAACAAAUAUGUCUACAGGCCAGGCUCCUGGAAAUAACAUCAUCAGCAGACAAACAGCUCCUACCACCAUUAUUCGACCGGGCUGUCCAACUCCAUCAGCACUAACUGCCACCACCACACUUCAUAGACCUCCUAUACUUCAGAGUUCAGUGGGGACGGCAGUACCAGGAAUAACCCAAAGGAUUCAAACAGCUGGGACCACAGUUACAUCAGUUACAAUGAGUAAAGAGACAAUGGAGAAUGUAAACAAAUGUCGGAACUUCUUGUCUACACUGAUCAAGCUUACUUGCACUGGCAAGCGAUCAUCCGAGGCUGCUGCCAGUGUGAAACAGCUUGUUAAAGACCUGCUGGAGAAUAAACUGGAAGCCGAGGAAUUCACCAGCAGACUGUAUAAAGAGCUUAACUCCUCACCACAGCCAUACUUAGUGCCUUUCCUUGAGAAAAAUCUUCCUGCCCUAAGACAACUUACCCCAGACUCGACUGCCUUCAUCCAGCAGAGUCAGCUACCCCAGCCAGCAUCUGGUUCUGUCUUGUCCACUUCUCCAAGCCCCACCUCAGUGGUGCCGAGUAGCCAUGCUCCUCGGCUCACAGCCCAAAUCAACAGACCGCAGCUUCAACCAAAUGUUAACAAGCCCGGACAGACACAGUCAGUUGUCCUCCAUCCUCAGCAACAAAGAGCAUUGCUAAGAUCUCAGGUCCCCUUAGCAGUGUCCCCCAUGGUGAGUCUCAGGAAUCAGGCCCCUGGUCGCAUCAUGCUGGGACAGCCACAGGUCCAGCUAAAAGAGCUGCAACAAUAUCCUGUGAAGUCGCAGGUGUCACCUGUUUCAAGGCAAAGCUCGGUUGCAGUCCUGACCCUUGCUCAAAGGAGUCGGCUGAAAGAAGCUGGUAGUACUUUCAAAGAUGACGAUGACAUCAACGAUGUAGCGUCCAUGGCUGGAGUAAACCUAACUGAGGAAAGCGCCAACAUCUUAGCAACCAACUCCGGACAUGUAGGAGUAGUGACACAUUCCUGUAAGGAAGAGGCUUUUCUUUCCUGUGCUGCGUUGCAUAGGAGAAUGCUGGAAAUUGGUCGCAGGUUUGAAAUGACAGACUUCAGUGCAGAUGUUAUCAACUUUGUCUCGCAUGCUACUCAGCACAGACUCCGUGAUCUGAUGGAAAGGGUUUCCUUUGUCGCCCAGCAGAAAAACGGCAAUUUCAAGGAGGACGAUAACCAUGAACAGACCAGUGAUGUUCGUGCCCAACUCAAGUUCUUUGAGCAGCUGGACCAGUUAGAGAAACAGCAAAAAGAAGAGCAGGAGAGAGAGAUUCUUCUGAAGGCAGCUAAGUCCCGAGCUCGUCAAGAAGACCCAGAGCAGCUCCGUCUAAAACAAAAAGCUAAAGAGAUGCAGCAACAGGAGCUGGCUCAGAUGAGACAGAGGGAGGCCAAUAUGACUGCUUUGGCAGCCAUUGGCCCGAGAAAAAAGAAGAAGAUUUUGGACUCGCCUUCUUCCUCUGCUAUAACUGAGGGAUCAUCUUCUUCUCUGUCAAGAGGUGCUGGUUCAUCAGGUUCCAGACCCACACGGCAACGCAUCACACGCGUCAAUCUCAGGGACUUACUCUUCUGUUUGGAGAAUGAGAGGUUUACCAGUAACUCCCAUUUUCUCUACAAGGGCUUUCUCAAAUAAGUUCGAUGACAAGAUGAGAGGAGGGGGGAGUUUGUGAUGAGAGCAACCACUUCCUGUUUGGAGUUGUGGUUUCACAUUGUCAAAUUACGAUCUAUUGAUUCACCUCUCCACUUCCCCCCUAAAGACUCAAUUACUGUUUGAGUAGCAAUGGACUUUGUACAGCAGAGAAAACUGGAUUAUUUUAUUAUUAUUUUAACAUCCAAAAUUAGGUAAGUUUGCACUGUAACUCACUGGUUGAUUUUCAUAUUGUUGGCAUUUGCAUUAGAAUUGGAAGCACUGAACAUCUCCUUUAGUUUUGACAGACACCCAAUAUGCUUUUUUAAAAUUAAAUAAUGAUCUUGUACUUAACUCAAUUAUUAGUACUUUCAAACUGUGAUUUACUGAGUUGCCUUCCUAACUGCAAGCCAUAUUUUUCUGCUGUGUUCCCACAAAGCUCUACCAAUACUUACACCGUAUUUAUUUACUGAUUUGUGCUUGAAUAAAUGUGUAGUUAUUUAUUUAAUUUUGAAUAUACAUCAAAUUUUAAAUAGGGCAUCCACCUGCGGAUGAUGUGUUUGGUAAUUUCUUUUAAUUAUUUGGGUGUGAAGAGUGCUUUUUAUUAUUUCUUUUAAUAUUUGCUAUGUACGGGUAUGUGAAAUAAGUUUUGAUAUCAGCAAUUUAAGAGAGCAUUUUUAGUCAUCGCCUUGAAUCUGAUUGAUAAUACCUUCUUUUUAAAAUCUGACCUCAGUUUGCAAUUUGCAUAGAUCCAGUAUCUUUUACAACCAAUUACUUAAAAAGUUGUCAUGUCUAUUGCCCAUUGUAAGAACUUUACUUUUACAUAUUUUAAUAGCUGAAAGAAUUUACUCAUAUAUUAAAAUAAUGUUUCUCUAUUACACAUUUUGAAUAAAUCAAUAUUUUGCAGUAA